Molecule: messenger RNA, 1869 nt
Organism: Moesziomyces aphidis
Lineage: Eukaryota; Fungi; Basidiomycota; Ustilaginomycetes; Ustilaginales; Ustilaginaceae
Source: the annotation of a GenBank genome assembly
AUGAUCUCGCCAUACGACCCUAGCCAUCCUGCUCGCCCCGUGCUUGCGAGGAAACGUACGUCGGACAAGAAUCUGCCCGAACACUCACCAGCAGAAGCGCAUUCCCCCUCCGGCAGCCAAGAUGGCAAGUCCCGCACAAGAGCACGCAUCAACAUGGCGUGUAUCCACUGCCGCCACAGGAAAAUCAAGUGUGACGGAGCGCAGCCAUCGUGCGCAACCUGCGUUCGACUGCGCCGAGAGUGCGAGUACGAGCCGGUGACCGAGUUCGAGAACCUCAUGUCGCGAGAGCGCAAGCGCCGCAACAAGGAAAAGAAGGCGGCGCGAAUGGCCUCGCUCGGCAUCUUUGCUGGCCAGUCGCCUCUGUCGAUGCUCCACGCUGGCGCAUCGCUCGGCCUUCCCCCUGCGCCCAUGGCACACUAUGGUGAUCCAUCGCAGGCCAAUUUGGCACCGCUCUUCCUCUCGAUGCCCGACCCUCACAUGGAGGGCCAGAUGAUCGCUUCCCAGUUCGGGCCACGCCGACGUCGCGGCAUCUCAGACACCCAGGCCACAACCAUGCAACACCGAAUGGGCCCCCUCGCCUCCCCGGUACAAGACUCCUCAUCGUUCCAACACGCCUCCGUCUCCCAGCCGCCGACGCCAGCGCAGGCCUACCGCUACUACCAAGCGCUGGCGCUUCCCCAGGCACAGCAUGCCAUGAUGCAGGGCAUUCCCGCCGAAUUCAUCUCGGGUCCCCUCUCGGCCCCCAUCAUGCCUCCGGCUGCCGCUGGUCACUUCUUCGUUCAGCAACCCAUGACGCCUGGUCAUGCCGGCCCUCAACACGGAACGGUUGCAUCGCCUCACGUUGUCGAUCUCAUGGGCCUCAACUCGGACGGCUCGGUACCCCACGUCCCGUCGGGACGCGCGAGCGCUACCGAAGCCGACUUCGAUCUCGGCCUCGUCGAUCUGACCGGCAUGCCGACCAUGGUUCCCACCUCGGCACAUGUCCGACCUGUGGAUCUGCCGGCUCCCCACGGCCACUUUGACUUUGCCAGCGUCCCAUUCCCCACGCAGGACACAUUCGCAUCGGAGCUGCCAUUCGCGGCCCUGCGAAGGCGAUCGUCGAUCCACCUGCCCGUCGGCACCGCCGAUGCUUUUAGGAGGCCGUCGAUUGCCGAGGUGGCCACGGCGGCGCUCAUGCAGAAGGUAGCAGGCAAGCGUGCCGAAAAGGUCAAGACGGACAUCAAGCAGCUUGCCAGCGAACUCAUGUCUCCCGAUGCUACGGGCAUCGUGGCGUGGAAUGCACACGUGCAGUCGCAGAUGCCCGCAUCCAUGGCAACCUGGAGCGGAUUCCACACCGGCGAGAUCGGGCAGUCGGAGGGUUCCGACUACGUGCCCUUGGCCGGUCCAGCCAGCCGUUCCAACUCGGACGGCCUGCUUUCGCUCGGACCGCUCUCGCCUCCCACCCGCCUGGUCGGCUCGGGUCUGGUCAAGGCCGAGGCUUUGGGCGAGGAGCUCAGCGCCGCUUCCAGCUGCAGCGUCAGCUCAAGCACCGGCGACUCGUCCGUCCCCGCAGAGGUGCCCUUGCUCGAACACUCCUACUUUGCGGCUCCUCAAGGCAAGCUCUCGCGCGAGAUCUCGCCUCUGGCCCUGUCUCCCUCUGGAAGCAGUCAGCCUAGCUCGCUGCUGAGCCAGGACGCAUGGAGCGUCCCGCUGCUGUCGCCUGUUUCGGAGCUCAACUCGACGUUCAACAACUUUAGCGUCUUUGCCGCCAACGCUUCCGGUCAGCACAUGCCAUCGUCCAACAACAAGCAGGAGGUGCAUGACAACAGCUCGCUCUCGAUGGCGUUCAUGCCCAACGCUAACGCUUCCAUGCACAACCCCACUUUUUAG